CGGCCCAGAAGUAAACGAAAGGGAAUCUUGAACGAAGGAUCUGGCAAGGAGGCGCGACCAACUGCAACCAGGUUCUCAAAACUCAGUUCCGUUUGCCAAAAUUGAAUGCGGCGCAUUUUAGUUCCUUCUCGCUCUUUGUCUUCCUGAUUAAGCAAUCCCAAAUCUGCUUUCUCGCUCAGCUCAAAGCUUCCGCAAUGUCUUCCCCCGCAGAAUGGUACAAUUCUCUUCCUCCUGUAACCAAGGCUUAUGGGACCUUGUGUUUGAUCUUCACCACCGCAUAUCAGUUCGGACUGUAUCAUCCUGCAUAUAUUGCGUUGGUAUAUGAACGAGUAUUCAAACAUUUGGAGGUGUGGAGGCCGAUUACCUGCUGCUUUUUUCUUGGCCCAUUCUCUGUCAAUUUUGGAAUUCGGUUGAUAAUGAUCGCGAGAUAUGGAGUCCAACUAGAAAAUGGGCCAUUUCAAAGACGUACUGCAGAUUUCCUGUGGAUGAUGUUAUUUGGAGCCUUUACCUUACUGGCAUUAUCUGCCAUCCCCUGGUUGUGGUCCCCAUUUCUAGGAGUGUCACUGGUUUUCAUGCUGCUUUAUGUCUGGAGUAGAGAAUUCCCAAACGCCAAUAUCAGCAUUUACGGUCUCGUUACACUCAAGGCGUUUUACUUACCUUGGGCAAUGCUUGGUCUGGAUGUCAUUUUUGGUUCUCCACUUCUGCCAGAUCUGUUGGGGAUCAUUGCUGGGCAUCUGUUUUACUUCUUGACUGUGUUGCAUCCACUUGCUGGUGGAAGAACCGUUUUAAAAACUCCCAUGUGGGUACAUAAAUUGGUUGCAAGGUUGGGAAUUGGGGCUCCGGCACCUACCCAGGCUCAGCCUGACAGGAAUACUGGCGGGGCUUUCAGAGGGAGAUCCUAUCGACUGGGGGGAUGAUGCUGUUUUCUUUCUCCCUCUUUUACAGGAAUGAGUCGUCGUCGUCGUCUCAACUCUCUUUUAACAGUUUCCUAGAGAAGAUCACUAACAAGGGCCAAGUUAUGUGAUAGUAGAAGAGAUCCUACAUGGAUACCGACAACCGACAAUUUGCAGCACAAGCAGAUUCUCUUUGGUGUUUUUGGAUGUCCAUUUUAUACUACAUACUACCUAAUCUUUUUUCAGUGUAUAUGAGGAAUUUGAAUCAUUGCUUGGAAAUUUGCUGCUGAAACAUAUUACAAUGAAUGCUUUAGCUUGGCUCUUUGGGGAACAUAUGUGACAAAUUCAUGAGAAAUUGGAAAGCUUCAAUUGAAAUCUAUAAGCCCUCGUGGUUGAGGCUGACAA
Messenger RNA from Rhododendron vialii, 1298 nucleotides. Its product is annotated as derlin-1. Gene Ontology annotation, molecular function: misfolded protein binding; ubiquitin-specific protease binding. The transcript has 7 exons. The record is from RefSeq and is a predicted model, not a curated record. Gene Ontology annotation, cellular component: Hrd1p ubiquitin ligase ERAD-L complex; endoplasmic reticulum membrane. NCBI's taxonomy places the organism in Eukaryota, Viridiplantae, Streptophyta, Magnoliopsida, Ericales, Ericaceae. Gene Ontology annotation, biological process: endoplasmic reticulum unfolded protein response. The coding region runs from base 195 to 917 and encodes 240 amino acids.